AUGCAAUUUAGGACCGAUUUUGGCUCUCAGAUACAACACCGAGUCAAAGUCUGGACAAAGUUCAAGUUGAGAAUCAGAAUGGGGCAAACGAAAGCCGUUUCGGGAGCCUCGGUCCAUCGUCCAUCAGGUUUCACUUGGGUUUCAUGGAGACGAGCUUGGUCGGCGCUUCGGUCUCAACGGCCGGCGCCUAUUACGGAAGCAGCGGAAGUGGCGGAACCUAUUGCUGUUUUCGGAUUGGUUCACAAUGACCAAGUUCCCUCGCUCUUCCUCGACGGCCACCAGGUGCCUCUCCUCCAAGCUCGCUCUGCUUGCGACACCGGUUCCCCUGAAGCUCGAAUGGCGACUGGCGGCGGCAUACACCAAUUUUCAAACGCGAAGAAUGUCCACAUAGAAAACAGCACGUUUCUAAACAACUCAUAUCACAACUAUGUGAACCAUAUCAAUGUCUUCGCCCGCUCGGACGAAAUCAUGCGCCGAUUGCGGCCACCGCACUAUAUCAAAGACCCAUUCGUAGAGCAUCAACAGGCGCGGCUGGAAAGUACCUGCCAUUGGGCAAUUGAACAUCCGGUGAUCAGCCACUGGCUUGAAGCACAAGGGCCUCUGUGCAACCACCUCUGGUUGUAUGGAGGUCCCGGUACGGGCAAGAGCAUCCUCGCGUCCUUUCUUGUCGAACACAUCCGGAAAAGUCAUCAUGUUGGAAGCGAGAUUACUCUGUACCAUUUCAGCAAGGAGAACGAGGACAAGCCUGUCCAUGUCCUCAUGGACUUCAUCCGACAGAUCCUGCUGCGCGAAGACCGCCCAUUUCAUCCCAAGAUGGACUUUUUCGUCAAGUGGGUGACCGACGAGAGGCAGGACUACCAAUUCAGCUUGGAGCAGAUGGCACCCUUUUUCUGUGAUUUUAUUGACAUGUUCCAGGGCAAAUGGCUGGUUAUGGACGGCUUAGAUGAGUGCCAAGAUGUGAUUGCAUUGCUGAAAGUGUUCUCCAAGGUCACAAACGCGAAAAUUCUUGUUCUGAGCCGGAAAGAGCGCUACAUUGAGGCCGAACUUCAAGAUUGGCCGAAACUCGAAAUCGGCGGCACAUCGGAAGCUACUACCGAGGGCGACCUAGAGUCUUUCGUCCGCGAGCAGGUUGACGGCCUCGUCGAUGACUACGGUAUUCUGGAAUCUGAAUCCGAGCGUCUCAAGAACAGCCUUUUAUUAACCUCAGGCCACAUGUUCCUAUAUGCACGUUUCAAGUGCGAGAUGAUCAGGAAUUCCCGGCCCUCCACACAAGACCACGUCGAGAAGAUCAUAACUUCCCUUGAAACCAGCCCUGCAAGUCUAGCAGUGGUAUACAACAAAUACCUUACCCAGCACCUCUCCGACAACCUGCCCUACGAGAACGAAAUCGCGCUCCGGACGCUUCAAUGGAUCAUUUAUUCCCCACAACCCGUCACCCUCAACCUCCUGCGGCAAGUCCUCGCUAUUGACAUUUCCCAGGACGAAGGCAUCUCUCCGAACAACGUACCACACGACGUCAAGUCUGUCAUCUCCAACGCAGUCGGCAUCCUCGUCGACUGGCGCCUCGGCGACCUCGAAUACUACCGGGCCGAUCAUCAGCAUCCAGGACAGACGUAUUUUGCGAGCCUCGCGCACCACUCGAUCCGUGAAUUCCUUGUUGGCCUCACCCCAGAUGCGAUUCCGGAGCAAUGGAGGUCCUUGGACAUUCCAUACGGGUCACUUUUGCCUUCCGCAGCCAACUCGAGCAUCCUCCUCUCGUGCAUCUAUGUUACAAGAGGCGCUAAGGUCUGGGACACCCUCCAGGCGUACCAUGACUCUGCGGACCAGAGACGAAGAGUCUGCCCGAGCGAUCGUAAACGACUCGGGCGACAGCUGUGCCUGAACAAAUCCUGGGAUUUGUGGGAGGAGAAGCAGCGGCAUCGCCUUGUGAAGGACAGGAACUGGAGGAAGACGGAGAAGGCACGCCUCGUGGCUGAGGUGCAGGAUAUCGGGGAGGACUGGGGGAUGUUGAAAUUGGAGUGGGUGCAGCAUUCUGUCGAAAGGCUGAGGUUGAUCCAGGAGGCAGAGGAGCCCUACGCGAGGGACUGGGAGCACAAGACUCUGACGAGCCUAAUGGCGAUGAGGGAACGCGACCCGAUGUUAUACGCCUUUGCCCACGUCGGGCACCACUUGUCCGAAGCGAAGCCUUUUCGAGACGCGUUUCUGACGACGAACUUCCUCCAACUAACGCGAAGGUGGAAGCGCUACGCGUAUACCGUCCUCAAGAAGAUCUCUCGAAGCACACGGAAGCACCGCAACAUGAUUUACACGCGAGACACUAUCCUCGCGCUCGAAUCCUUCCUGGACAUCCUGGAAAGCAUCGAACAGCUUUCCCGAUCUUUGCCCUUUGAUCGUCCUCCGCCUUGGACGCACACCCUCCGGUCUACCCUCCGUUCUUACUUUACCCUCUAUGCUCCUCCAUCAAGUCCCUGUCCGCGGUUCUCUGACAUCUGGACACCCUCGCUGGCCUCCUCCCUCUCUCAUACUCGUCGAUCGCACCUACACCGCCUAUUCACCCAUACCACCCACCUCAUCGCCUCCCUAUCCUUCAUCGAAGCCUCCGUAUUCACGUACGAUGCAGAAAUCGAACCCCUCAUCGGUUCAGGCAUCCUCUUGCAUGCCAUCCGCUUCUGCAGACACACUCUUGCGCAGUGGGCCGUCGUCCAAGCCCUCAACCCGCAGUCCGACCCGAGCGGCCUCAAAAUCGAAAUAGAUGGCCAGGUUAUGAAGAAUGAUCAUUAUUUGUUCCCAAAGCUCCUAAGGACGGAGGUGAUCCCCGGUGUGGAAGCAAAGCCACCUGUAAAUAAGGACACGCCACUCUCUGAACGGCCGGAGCGAUUUGGGCUGACGCUGUUGGUAUGUGGGGUACUGGGGUAUUGCAACGCGCGGCUCCUCCAGUUAGCGGUGAUCUUCGCGCAUCUGUCGAAAACGCGGAUGAGACGCUACAGCUUUCACCCGCCGAGCGAGUCGUCUUUCUACCUCCGAGUGGUGGAACGGUGCUCGCCGAUUCCUGUGCUCGCGCAGAUCUUCGGAUUCUCUUUCAGCGCAUCGCUAGUUGUGGUCCUGCCAAUCCUAGCUCUCAACUGGGUCUGCAGGGAUGCUUUGGAGGCCGAAAUCCUGCUUGCCACAGGUCCCCAGAUUGGGCUAGCGAUUCAAUGGCUGCACGCAAACCCAGACCUCGUUUUGUCUCUCUACAACAGCUGUGGACCCUUUGGUCUUGCAACACAGCUCAAUAUAUGCAUUGUCUACCUCAUCUUCAGGCAGAUUAUGUGUGCGAUGAUCGACCCAGUCGAGAUUCAUCGCGUCCUCGCCCUCUAUCAAGCACAAGUUUCCAUCGAAGAUUCUGUGGUUGUUUUGGCUAAGAAGUCAGCGACGAGUGCUUCAAAAAACCUGCCCAGUCCAUAG
Molecule: messenger RNA, 3444 nt
Organism: Cyclocybe aegerita
Lineage: Eukaryota; Fungi; Basidiomycota; Agaricomycetes; Agaricales; Hemipholiotaceae
Source: the annotation of a GenBank genome assembly